UAGACAGUCAUGCCUGACCAAGUGAAAGCGCCCAAGAAGGGCUCUAAGAAAGCCGUUUCUAAAGCUACAAAGAGCGGCAAGAAGAGGAAGAGGAGCAGGAAAGAGAGCUACGCCAUCUACGUCUACAAGGUGCUCAAGCAGGUGCAUCCCGACACCGGAAUCUCGUCCAAGGCUAUGGGCAUCAUGAACUCUUUCGUCAGCGACAUCUUCGAGCGCAUCGCCGGGGAGGCCUCCCGUCUGGCUCACUAUAAUAAACGCUCCACCAUCACCUCCAGGGAGAUCCAGACCGCCGUCCGCCUGCUGCUGCCUGGAGAGCUGGCCAAGCACGCUGUGUCUGAGGGAACCAAGGCCGUCACCAAGUACACCAGCUCCAAGUAAAUCCUACUCAUCUUCAACCAGCCCAAAGGUCCUUUUAAGGACCACCCACCUGCAUUGAGGAGAGUAUAUUAUGCCUAAAAUCGGCGCGUAUUACAAUCAAAGUAAUACUAAUCGGAUAAGACAAAAUCUGAUAUGAACUGUUUGGUUACCUUUGAUUGAAACUGUCGUGUUUAUCGCUCCGUAUUUUCUCCAGUAACGCCGUACUUCACCCAAUCUGCAAUGAGGCAUAAAGAUAUAAUAAAUGA
Cheilinus undulatus (humphead wrasse) is the source of this 623-nucleotide messenger RNA. Its product is annotated as histone H2B type 1-O-like. Gene Ontology annotation, cellular component: nucleosome. The transcript has a single exon. The coding region runs from base 10 to 378 and encodes 122 amino acids. Gene Ontology annotation, molecular function: protein heterodimerization activity; structural constituent of chromatin; DNA binding. Lineage: Eukaryota; Metazoa; Chordata; Actinopteri; Labriformes; Labridae. The record is from RefSeq and is a predicted model, not a curated record.